GGCUAGAUAAAAUAGUUUUCCUCCUUCGCUAACAUAAAUAAUAAAUGCCCCAACAGAGCACCGGGACAAUGGACUCCAUUCCAGGUUUUCUUGUCCACUUCUCCCUCUAGUGUCUACGACGAGUUUUUGGCCAGCGGAGAGCGUAGGUGGAGGGAGAGUGAGCGGGGCUGCUCUGAAUGGAUUGACAUUAGAGGGAUUUACAUUUUAACGGGUGUCGUGCUCCGCAGAGGCUACACGGUGCACGCCGAAAAAAACAGCCGCCGGCCCCUCUCGAUGUGUCCGCUCAUGCUUGUUUGUAUCAUGUCCAUGUGUCAUCGUCGUGAGAGGAUUGAAGUUACCAGCGGUCUAAAUUUGCCGAGGAGGGAAACCAAUACAAGGUCUCGCUGUCUCGCUGGAGCGGAGUAUUAUUAGCAGUUCAGACAGUACAACUGUCUCUGUGGUCAUGCACUGCUACUACACAAUAACAACACCGUCAUAGUUUACAGUUUAAGGCAAAAUAUAUAUGAUUUUUAAAACGAAAACAAGACUGUGUGCUAAGUAAUAGAUAAACAGUCACCUGGCUCCCAUGCCGGCUGCCAGAAAUCCUCCCCUCCACACCCUCAGCCAUGCCUGCUACUACCAAACCCACCAGGAGACAGACACCUGCGCAGAAGCGAAAUGGCCAGAAAGUGAUCAGCACAAAGAGGCAAACCUGUAACUCAAAUAAAUCAAGAGGAAGGGCUGCGGAGAAGCCCCGGAAAACACCUGCAGAACCCAGAAGGGCGACGACCAGGGCGCAGGCGCAGUCGGGACGAAGCCCCCGUGGACGAGGAGUGAGCGGGCCUGCCGGUCAAGGCACCGGGAGGUCCCCUGGCCGACUUAACCAUGCCCUAAAUGUAACGGGAUCUGCGAGGCUUAGGCGGUCGAGCAAUCUGCCCGAGCACUGCGGCGAGUUACAAGACCCCCUAGGGCGGAGGAAGUCCCAGCGGGGCACGCAAGUGUCUGUUUCUCCCCGCCAGCCUCCAAAACCUUGCAGAGGAGGAAAAAACAGCAGGGGGAGCACCGGGAGAAGAGCAACACCCCAGCAUGGAGGCGCAAGAAAACAGCUUCCAGAUACCAGCGUCAACAACUCUGCUCUUGAUGAGGAGAAAACAGAACUGGACACCUGUGAUGGCGAAGAAAUCCUUCCAGUGUGUGUAAAAACUGACGUUGAAGUUUCUCCGCGUAUGAAAGAGCAAAGCCUUGGAGUCAACAAUGCUAAAGAGGGCUGCCCUCCUAAUGUUAAUGACGCACUGGAAGACCGUGUGCAGCGUAACUGUGACAGUCCUACAACCCAACAAGGCGAAAAGACGGCCAGCCAUAAAAGUGAAGGUGACCUCAAGUGUGUCACCGGCUCCCUGCUGUGCGAUGACUUUGAUGAGCAGCCAAAACUCUGCAGUGACAGGAGCAAAGAGCACCCCUCAGAGGCGUCAGAGUUAACAAGCGCUGGCUCAUCGGGGGAGCCGGACAGCCACAAGGGAAAUGACAGUUCACCAAUCUCUGAAAAUCAGCUUGAUCAUCUCGCGAGUGACGGCAAGCAAGAUGAUGUGUGCGCUGCUCAGCAAGAGGAAGGUGACGUGUUGGACUUGAAAGAGAGUAGGGCAGAUGAAAGAGGGGUAGCGGUUGCUGGCGGAGAGGAGGAGAUAAAUGACGAGAGAAGAGAGAGUUUGGAGGCAGAGAGGGAGAAGGAGACUGUCGAGGAGGUUGCUGAGACGCCCGGUAACUGCGAGAAUGAAGACGGAGGAACAAAAGAAAAGGAGAAUGAUGUUUGCAUCAAUCCUACUGACUCCCAAACUAGCACUCCAGCCUGUCAAAGCCCAGACCCACCUCAUCCUAGCGAGGGACUGACAGCUCAGUCAGAAUCAUCUGCACUGGUGCUACUGGUCUCCAACACAGCUACCUCAAAUCCCACCAAAGCCCCCUCCACUUCAGAGUCACUCGACUCAGAGGUUCUGAGCCAGGGUAAGACAGAUAUUCAACCUACCAUUCAUGGUGCUAAACCUCAACUUCCAGGGUGCUCGGGUGUCCCUGAACCACCCCCGAUGGUGACGACUGUUGUCGUGAAGAGAAGUAUGCCAGUUAUCAUUUGUAGGGGGGAAUCAAAUCAGCUGCAACGCCUAAAGAUCCCUCCUCUGCAGGGAGAAAGACACGCUUGCACACCAGCAGACACACAGACCAAAGAUAGUGAAUGCAAUCGAGAGCCAUUGGAGCAAAACAGCCACAGAGAGACUUCAUUGCUGUCUCCAUCACUAGUUACUCAGUCUGGCACGGAGGGCCUCGCUGCUGAACUUAAACCAAACGUCAGCCAGGACUGCGUUCGGGUCGCGGUGCCAGAGCAGGAUUCGGUGCCAAAGAUCUCGACUCCUUCUCUGGACAGUAGCUCCACCUUUUCCUGUAGUUCGGAAAGCACUCGAUCCUCUUUUUCCUUUGACACUGAAUCAGAGACGGGGUAUGGAGAGACCAGCCCUUCUGCUCUGCCCGGAUCCUGGGGGCCAGACGGGGCCAGCUCCCUCUCGUGGACGGCUCCAAAAUCACAGAAGAAGGAGAAGAAGAAGCGGAGCAGGUGUGGGUCGUGUGAGCCAUGCCUCAGGAAGAUCAACUGUGGCCAGUGCAGCUGCUGCUUCAACCGCAGGACCGGCCACCAGAUCUGUAAACUGAGGAAGUGUGUGGAACUGAAAAGGAGAAGGCCUUCAUCGCUGCUGGCUUGCUCUGCUGCACAGGUGGUUCCAGAAAGUGGGUCGGUAAAUGGCAAAGGCAAGGCACAGAUGGAUGACACCCACAUGGCAGCAGAGGAGGACGAGGGGGAGGAAGGCCACAUACCUCAUACACAAUCUCCCCCCAUCACCCACUUAUUCACCCACAACCUGGCCUCAGACCAAGGCGGACGGCCAGCACUUAUUAAGCGAGAGCCUGGGCUGGAGCUGACCAGCAAUGCACUUCAACAACACGUAUGCUCUUCUGAGACUUUUAAGAAUGGUUCGGCGGGCAACCUGACGAAACCUAAUGGUGCUAAUAUGAACAGUGUGUCACACUCUGAUCUGAAGUCUGCUCAUAAAAGGACUACAGUGACAUCGGAGGCUCAGAGGACUAUAAUAGCUGCGAUCCCUAAGGACUGCUCUGAGAACGGACCUAGUACUCCUCCGGAUGACAUGUCUGUUCCGCUGAAGAAGAUCAAAGUGGAGGAGCCGUGGAUGUGGAUCACUGAACAGACCACCACACAGCUGAGUGAUGCAGAUGAGGUGUGCGAAGACCCGCUGUCUACACUGGCGGCGGUUGUGUGUCUUUCUGUCACAGAGAGGAAGGGACUGGAGGAGAAACUUUUCAGCUCGCGCUCUACCAUCCUUCACACCAUCAAAACAGAGCCACCAGAUUUGCACUUUGUCAAAAAAGAGAAAGAGGAUUUAAAGAAUGACUUGUGUCAGAAAAGCACUCCUGUUAACCUGCAAAGGACUCCUCAACCCAUAAAAAGUGAACCUCCUCCAAAUGUCUUGAUACCAAGUGUGCAGUCUUUGGCAGAGAGGAGAAAUCUUAGUUUUGAACAGGCUAUUGCUAUUGAGGCCUUGACUCAACUGGCAGCUAUACCUCAAAGCACCCCAGGGUCCAUUAAAGCUGAAAGUAAGUGUGAACAUCCCAUUUCUACUCAACAUUUCUCAACUUCCAACACAAAUGCAGCCCUGCAAGAAGCUAAGCCUACAGCAGCUAUCCGCUACAACAAAGUAUCGGUAAUCAGCUCACCACUACACCAGACGUCAGUCAUACGCCCCCCUGUGGCCAGACAAGGGAAUGUCAUCCAGCGUUCCCAGGGUUUGAGUUCUAACACCAAACUGUCUCUGCAGGACCUCUUAGAGGCCAGCUCAGACAACGAUAGAGCACCGUUCAGGAGGGCAGAGCAGGGCUAUGGGACUCAUGUCAUCAAGUCAGAAUGCAGCUAUAAAGACACCAGUGACGUGAAGUUCGGUAAGGACCAUGAGCGUUGGUUUGGAGGGGACGCAGACGGGGUUGUUGGUAAAGUGAGGAGAAACAGAGACGAAGAGGAAGUGGCGGCUCAGCUGGCAGACCUGGCCUUCAUCAUCCAGUCCAGACACAACCUGCUGACAGAGAACAACCUUCCCAGAGGAACCCCUGUGUCAGCCAUUAAAUAUAACUACAAAUCCCAGCAGCCCCCCACUCCGAAAAAGGCCCUCCUAAAAAAACCAAAAGCUACGCCUUCCAAGCCAAGGAAGAAGAAAAGUGAUGGAUUACACGAGGGAGUCAACCGUAGGACCCCCCUCUCAAAACGCAUGCCAAACGGAGAGACGCCGCACAAGAGCAGAGGCCAGAAGAUUCUCCCACAGGGAAAGUCUGGACUUCAUCACAAGAAGAACCUUUUCCUGCCUGAGGCUCAAAUCGAUCUGAAGAGAUACUUGGCCGAGGCUGAAGAGGAGAGGAGGCAACUCAUCCAUCACAAUGCAACCCUCUUAGGGCAGCAGACUCAGAACUACAACAAAAGCAUCAACCACACUCCUGGUCAAGAAAACCAGCCAUGGUCCCUUUCCAAUGGUCCACUUCACCAACACAACCCAUGCAACGGCUAUGCUGCAGGACCAGAGGAGUGUGAAAGGCAUUUGUUAUCUCAGGUAUCGCAGCCCUGUGGUGGCCUGCAGCACGGUGCUGAUCCUUACACCAGCCCAGUCAAACCCGCUUUUCUCAGCCAUACCACUGGGCACCAUGGUCUGGCUAACGGUUUCUCCGGGGGUCGUCAGUCCCCUCCUCCAAGCCAACAGGGUUACUACAAGCUGGAAAGGUCAGGACCCGUCACUGUCCUGUCCACGGCUACUGACGGUGCUCAGACCCACUCUGCAGAGUCGACUCCAUCCAAGAACAGCGUCAACAGCUUCCUGGAGUCUCCUAUGAGUUUUCUGGACACCCCGACCAAGAACCUGCUUAAUACGCCUUCCAAAAAACUGGCUGAUCUUCCAUCCUGUCAAUGUGUGGACCAAAUCAUUGAAAAGGAGGAAGGCCCUUACUACACUCACCUCGGGGCAGGACCCAGUGUAACUGCAGUGAGGGAGUUGAUGGAGAACAGGUACGGUGCCAAAGGGAAUGCAGUAAGAGUGGAAGUUGUUGUUUACACUGGGAAAGAAGGCAAGAGCUCCCAGGGGUGUCCAAUAGCUAAAUGGGUGAUCCGGCGCGGCAGUGAAGAGGAGAAGCUGCUGUGUCUGGUCCGCCAGAGACCAGGGCACCACUGUGACACGGCCGUGUUGGUGAUCCUCAUCCUGGCGUGGGAGGGAAUCCCUCGGACGGUGGCCGACCACCUCUACCAGGAGCUCACGGACACCCUCUUUAAAUAUGGCUCCCCGACCAGCCGCCGCUGUGCCCUCAACGAAGACCGCACAUGUGCGUGCCAGGGUUUGGACCCGGACACCUGCGGAGCUUCUUUUUCCUUUGGCUGCUCCUGGAGUAUGUACUUUAAUGGCUGUAAGUUUGCCCGCAGCAAAGUGCCCCGCAAGUUUCGCCUGCUUGGAGACUACCGGGAGGAGGAGGAGAAGAUAGAGAACAACCUGCAAGGUCUCGCCUCUGAACUCGCACCUCUCUACCAACGACUGGCUCCUGAGGCUUUCCAAAACCAGGUGGAGCAUGAGGCAGCAGGGGGGGAUUGCCGGCUGGGCAGGAGGGAAGGACGUCCUUUCUCUGGGGUCACAGCCUGUGUGGAUUUCUGUGCUCAUGCCCACAAGGACACUAGCAACAUGAAUAACGGCAGCACUGUGGUUUGCACUUUAACCAAGGAAGAUAACCGAGCAGUGCGUAACAUACCGGAAGAUGAGCAGCUCCACGUGCUGCCGCUGUACAAGAUCUCUGAAAGGGAUGAGUUCGGCCGGGUUGAGGGACAGUGGGCCAAGAUGCAGAGUGGCGCUCUGCAAGUUCUGUCUUCCUUCCCCCGAGAGGUGCGUCUACUGGCUGAGCCGGUGAAGUCAGCCCGCAAGAUAAGGCAAGAAGCUCGUCUGAAGGCUCAAGCCGAGAAGCUGGAGAAAAAGAUGGGGCUGACUCCUCUCACUCCGGGGAAAGUGAAAGCUGAAACCCCCAACAAAGAGCCACAGGGCUUCUACGGCUCUUACAGGCUACCGCCCAGACCUGCCAGUGUUGGAAGGUACCUGCCGGAGAGCAACCAAGCUAGCACUUACAGACAGAGCACCAGCAGCUACCCCAGCCCGGGCCCAGGCAUCAUCCCGCAGAUGGAGGUCCUCUCCCCCGGUCACCACGGCCUCCAGUUUGGACAGAACGGCUCAGCUCUUAGUUAUAGGAGCGACAUCAUGAAUGGCUACCCCCCAGCUCCUGGCGACCAGAGCGCUCCGUCAGAACGUAUACCUCCAGAUAACACCUUCACUGAUUACCCCAGUCCUUUCAAAGCUGAGCCCAGUGAGGUGCACUGUUCUCCUCUGAGCAGACUCUCCUCUAGCGGGAGUGCUCCUCCUCCUCCUCCUUCCUCCUUCUCCCCCAGACCUACCUCCGAGGGCCUCUUCAGCAGGCUCAAUGGACUCCACGGGGCCGCAGGAGACGUCGCGGGAGAGGUCAGAGGUCACGAUCUCCCUUUGCUCACAGCUCUCCACCACCCCGCGCAGACUGCCCCUCCUGAACCAGAGGAAGUCAAACAGGAAGAGGUGUGGUCAGACAGCGAGCACAACUUCCUGGACCACGACAUAGGUGGCGUCGCCGUGGCACCGUCGCACGGCUCCAUCCUGAUCGAGUGCGCGCGUCGGGAGCUCCACGCCACCACCCCCAUCCUCAGGCCGAAUCGCAGCCACCCCACCCGCAUCUCUCUGGUCUUCUACCAGCACAAGUCCCUGAACGAGCCCGGCCACGGGAUGGCCAUGUGGGACGCCAAAAUGGCCAAGCGGGAACGGGAUCGGGAGGAGGAGGCCGAGAGACUGAGGAUGGAGGACGCCCUGGGCAAAGGUGUGGGCGGCGGCCCUGGCGGCGGAGGGGCGGAGGGAGAGGGGGAAACGGGCGAGGAGGCCGAGGGGACACGGAGGUUAAUGAAUGUCCCCACGCGUCAGGCGUGUACUCUCCCGAGGGACGGCGUCAUCACCGCGUCCCCGUACGCCCUGACCCAAGUGACAGGACCUUACAAUCGCUGGACUUAGUCGACAUGUUUUACACACAAACACACACAAACACACACAGAAAACUCCCACACCCUGUGCUUCUGCCUUACCUCAAGCAACUUCAAACUGCUACUCUCAUUUUUAUGUCAUUUUCAUUGUGCUUUUUCUAAUAUCUGUUCACUUUGUCCGUCCUCGUCCCUGCCUUCGAAGAGACGGGGAAGGACAAAGUGCGUCGGCUUUUUAACUGUGAGUCUCGGUGUCGGUUUUUAUUGUAAAGAGAAGGUGCUUUGAAGCAUUUUAAGACGUUUUUAAACUGGUUUUAUAUACAGGAUUAAGAACAAAAAAAAAAAAAGAUGUGAUUAUUUAUUCUGAUCAUAACGAUUUCUAUUUAAUUUCCGGUGUUACGCCUGUUUACUGCAAGAUUUCUACGAUAUCCUGCAUUAUGUGUUGACGCUCAGAGUUUAUUUUAGGACUUUACUUUGUAUUUCAGCCAGUAGUUCUCUUUUCACGAGGCGAACCUCGAUGGCUUUUACAUCAGUGCCAUUCUCACUGUAUUCUCUCUUAAGCAGACAUCACAUAAUGUAGGAAACAAGACUAAUAGUGUGCAUAUAUUAACUACAUAUUGUCACAUGUAGCAUUGUGCUUUUCCUUCUGCUGCCUCUGUCGGCGGCAGCUGAGGAAAGAAAUUGACUUCUUUUGGUUUGUCGUUUUGUUUAUUUUCUCUACAUUUGGAUGGUUUGUCUUUUAUUCACAGAUAUGUAUGGCAUAUUAAGAAGCACUUUUUUUAUUUUCCUAAACUUAACUUGAAAACGGUCCCAGUCCAUAAGCCUAAAUAUGUUUGUACAGACAGAGAUAUAUAUAUGACAGUUUAGCACGAACCCCGCUUUUCUUUUUACAGUAUUUCUGCGUUCCCGUUCUUUUGAUUGCUAAUGGAUGUGCAUAUAUGAAAUUAGUGUAAUGAGGAAUCAUGAAAUGCAGCACCGGUUAAGUGCUUAUCAAUAUUGACACUUAUUUUCAGUUUCUGGAAAAGGAAUACAAAAGUCUCUCAUGGGGAACAAGGAAUGAUCAUAGGAAUUAAAAAGCUUACUGUGCGUUUUAAUGGUGCUAAUAAGAUCGUUUUUUUUUUUUUUUUUACUUUUUUUUUAAACAAAAAAAGAAACCACCGAGUGUCAGAUAUGUCCGCCGAAUAUUACCAGCACACACCCUGGAUUUGAAUACAAAACUGUGUUCGACACUGCUGAAUAACGGAACUGUAUCUUCUGAUACCUCCUCUAUGCUCUUAACGUAAAACCACUUAAAACAUCAGCUCCCACUCAGACGAUUUGCCUAAGGUGAUUUUCAGGUGCUCGACUUUGUUUACAGGGUCCGAAUUAAGGGGCUGGCGUCAGCUCCUAGUGAAUAAUCAGGAUUUUAACCCAUGAAAGAGAAGCUCUUCAUUUUUAGCACAACCAACAGAGACCUUUCACUGAUAUUCACACUAACACUGACGGUGUACGUAACAUUUCCUUUGGUGCUAACAGAGAACAUGUCAAGGUACAUGCAUUGACUUAACCUGGUUGUACACUUAUAUAACGGCGAUGGCAUGGUGCUUAUGUUUUUCUUUUUCCUUUAUUUUUUUUUUAUAUAUAAACUCAGCACUCACUGAUGAGAUGUAUGAUUCAAACACAAAGGUAGUUUUUGUCAUUUCUCCGGCUCAUUAUUACAAAACGAGAUGCAUUAAUUGUGAUGUUUGUCGAGUACAAAGCACGUUAUUGUGCAGAUGUCCACCUAGAGCUCAGAUGUCUUCCACAGAUAACCCAGCUUUCAAAAAUCACAAACAAAAAGAAAUGAAUGUAAACUGUUUUUUAAAUACUCAAAUUACAAGUCGUCGAUGUUGCUUUUUUUGAUUUACUGCGGGCGACGUUCUCAGUCCUCACUGAACAUUUUUGUACCAACAAGGAGUUAACGAGCACCAGCAUUCAAAAAAAAACAAAAAAAAAAACUUUUGUUAGUAGAAAAUGUGUAAAUAUGUAUGUGAACCACAUUGUUUUUACUGUAUUGUUAAUGGUGUUUAGACAAUGGGUGAUCUUGCUUAUUUUGAAACUGAAUUACUGUACGUUGCUGAAAGUAUAUCCAGUUUAGACUUGAGAAGAGACUAAAUUUAGCAUUCCUUUUAUGGAUGGCUGAUCUCUUUUGGGAUUGUGAAAUAAAGUCAUAUUUAUAUUUUGGACCUGA
This is a messenger RNA of Mugil cephalus (flathead mullet), 9314 nucleotides long. It is a transcript of the gene tet1, whose product is annotated as tet methylcytosine dioxygenase 1. Gene Ontology annotation, cellular component: nucleus. Gene Ontology annotation, molecular function: zinc ion binding; DNA binding; DNA 5-methylcytosine dioxygenase activity. The transcript has 12 exons. Bases 606 to 7139 code for a protein of 2177 amino acids. The record is from RefSeq and is a predicted model, not a curated record. NCBI's taxonomy places the organism in Eukaryota, Metazoa, Chordata, Actinopteri, Mugiliformes, Mugilidae. Gene Ontology annotation, biological process: oxidative demethylation; positive regulation of transcription by RNA polymerase II.